Loa loa (African eye worm) is the source of this 378-nucleotide messenger RNA. RefSeq lists its product as hypothetical. Lineage: Eukaryota; Metazoa; Nematoda; Chromadorea; Rhabditida; Onchocercidae. The transcript is spliced from 3 exons. The record is from RefSeq and is a predicted model, not a curated record. The coding region runs from base 1 to 378 and encodes 125 amino acids.
AUGUACAGAGAGGACAAUCAAAGAUGGACGACAUCGGUUGCUGAUGAUCAACGACUGUUUUCAACAUGUCGUGUUGGAAGUGUGUUACGUAAGAUUGCGUUUAAUCCAGUAACAAUUAUUACUUUCAGCAAUUACAAACGCAAGAGAGCGUGUUACGGUGAAAGGGUGACAGUGAAGUGGUAUGAAAUAGUUGUAGUACUUGUAACUCGAAAGACAGUGCCACGUGUUGACAAAAAGCUUAAACCCAAGUCUAAUCAUAAAAUUGGCCAUCGGACGUUUCUUUCUUCAGACUUAUGUGUUUGUGAAACGUGCGUCGCACCAUUAGCAGAUGAUGAAUGCAUUGCAUUGAGUUUAAGGAUACUUAAGAAGAUUUUGUAA